AUGGAUCAUCUGUUGGCGCGCAUGUGGGAGGAGAUGGGUCUCGUGCGAGUGUACACCAAGCCACAGGGCCAGCAGCCCGAUUUCGCCGACCCUGUUGUGCUCUCCACCAUAGGGGCUCGUGCGAGUGUGCCCAAGCUGCAGGGGCAGCAGCAGCCUGACUUUGUGGACCCUGUCGUGCUCUCCACUGACCGUGGAGGGUGCACAGUGCGGGACUUCUGUGACCACAUUCACAGGGGGUUGCUCAAGGACGUGAAGUAUGUGCUGUGCUGGGGCAUCAGCGUCAAGCACUACCCGCAGCGCUGCGGCUUGGCGCAUGUUCUGCGGGAUGAAGACGUUGUGCAGAUCGUGAAGAAGAAGCCCCAUUCUCCCUCCUUCCAUCACCCCGCCCCAUUCUCCCUCCUUCCAUCACCCCGCCCCAUUCUCCCUCCUUCCAUCACCCCGCCCCAUUCUCCCUCCUUCCAUCACCCCACCCCAUUCUCCCGCUUUCCAUCACCCCACCCCAGUCUCCCGCUAUCCAUCACCCCGCCCCAUUCUCCCGCUUUCCAUCACCCCGCCCCAUUCUCCCGCUUUCCAUCACCCCGCCCCAUUCUCCCGCUUUCCAUCACCCCGCCCCAUUCUCCCGCUUUCCAUCACCCCGCCCCAUUCUCCCUCCUUCCAUCACCCCGCCCCAUUCUCCCUCCUUCCAUCACCCCGCCCCAUUCUCCCGCUUUCCAUCACCCCGCCCCAUUCUCCCGCUUUCCAUCACCCCGCCCCAUUCUCCCUCCUUCCAUCACCCCACCCCAUUCUCCCGCUUUCCAUCACCCCGCCCCAUUCUCCAGCUUUCCAUCACCCCGCCCCAUUCUCCCGCUUUCCAUCACCCCGCCCCAUUCUCCCGCUUUCCAUCACCCCGCCCCAUUCUCCCGCUUUCCAUCACCCUGCCCCAUUCUCCCGCUUUCCAUCACCCCGCCCCAUUCUCCCGCUUUCCAUCACCCCACCCCAUUCUCCCGCUUUCCAUCACCCCGCCCCAUUCUCCCGCUUUCCAUCACCCCGCCCCAUUCUCCCGCUUUCCAUCACCCCGCCCCUUUCUCCCUCCUUCCAUCACCCCACCCCAUUCUCCCUCCUUCCAUCACCCCGCCCCAUUCUCCCGCUUUCCAUCACCCCGCCCCUUUCUCCCUCCUUCCAUCACCCCCCCCCCCAUUCUCCCUCCUUCCAUCACCCCACCCCAUUCUCCCUCCUUCCAUCACCCCGCCCCAUUCUCCCGCUUUCCAUCACCCCGCCCCAUUCUCCCUCCUUCCAUCACUCCACCCCAUUCUCCCGCUUUCCAUCACCCCGCCUCAUUCUCCCGCUUUCCAUCACCCUGCCCCAUUCUCCCGCUUUCCAUCACCCCGCCCCAUUCUCCCUCCUUCCAUCACCCCGCCCCAUUCUCCCGCUUUCCAUCACCCCGCCCCAUUCUCCCGCUUUCCAUCACCCCGCCCCAUUCUCCCGCUUUCCAUCACCCCGCCCCAUUCUCCUGCUUUCCAUCACCCCGCCCCAUUCUCCCGCUUUCCAUCACCCCGCCCCAUUCUCCCUCCUUCCAUCACCCCGCCCCAUUCUCCCGCUUUCCAUCACCCCGCCCCAUUCUCCCGAUUUCCAUCACCCCGCCCCAUUCUCCCGCUUUCCAUCACCCCGCCCCAUUCUCCCGCUUUCCAUCACCCCGCCCCAUUCUCCCGCUUUCCAUCACCCCGCCCCAUUCUCCCGCUUUCCAUCACCCCGCCCCAUUCUCCCGCUUUCCAUCACCCCGCCCCAUUCUCCCGCUUUCCAUCACCCCGCCCCAUUCUCCCGCUUUCCAUCACCCCGCCCCUUUCUCCCUCCUUCCAUCACCCCACCCCAUUCUCCCUCCUUCCAUCACCCCGCCCCAUUCUCCCGCUUUCCACCACCCCGCCCCUUUCUCCCUCCUUCCAUCACCCCACCCCAUUCUCCCUCCUUCCAUCACCCCGCCCCAUUCUCCCGCUUUCCAUCACCCCGCCCCAUUCUCUCGCUUUCCAUCACCCGCCCCAUUCUCCCUCCUUCCAUCACCCCACCCCAUUCUCCCGCUUUCCAUCACCCCGCCUCAUUCUCCCGCUUUCCAUCACCCCGCCCCAUUCUCCCGCUUUCCAUCACCCCGCCCCAUUCUCCCUCCUUCCAUCACCCUGCCCCAUUCUCCCUCCUUCCAUCACCCCGCCCCUUUCUCCCUCCUUCCAUCACCCCACCCCAUUCUCCGUCCUUCCAUCACCCCGCCCCAUUCUCCCUCCUUCCAUCACCCUGCCCCAUUCUCCCUCCUUCCAUCACCCCGCCCCUUUCUCCCUCCUUCCAUCACCCCACCCCAUUCUCCCUCCUUCCAUCACCCCGCCCCAUUCUCCCGCUUUCCAUCACCCUGCCCCUUUCUCCCUCCUUCCAUCACCCCGCCCCAUUCUCCCGCUUUCAAUCACCACGCCCCAUUCUCCCGCUUUCCAUCACCCCGCCCCAUUCUCGCGCUUUCCAUCACCCCGCCCCAUUCUCCCGCUUUCCAUCAUCCCGCCCCAUUCUCCCGCUUUCUAUCACCCCGCCCCAUUCUCCUGCUUUCCAUCACCCCGCCCCAUUCUCCCGCUAUCCAUCACCCCGCCCCAUUCUCCCGCUAUCCAUCACCCCGCCCCAUUCUCCCUCCUUCCAUCACCCCGCCCCAUUCUCCCUCCUUCCAUCACCCUGCCCCAUUCUCCCGCUUUCCAUCACCCCGCCCCAUUCUCCCGCUUUCCAUCAGCCCGCCCCAUUCUCCCGCUUUCCAUCACCCCGCCCCAUUCUCCCUCCUUCCAUCACCCAGCCCCAUUCUCCCUCCUUCCAUCACCCCGCCCCAUUCUCUCCUUCCAUCACCCCGCCCCAUUCUCCCUCCUUCCAUCACCCCGCCCCAUUCUCCCUCCUUCCAUCACCCCACCCCAUUCUCCCGCUUUCCAUCACCCCACCCCAGUCUCCCGCUAUCCAUCACCCCGCCCCAUUCUCCCGCUUUCCAUCACCCCGCCCCAUUCUCCCGCUUUCCAUCACCCCGCCCCAUUCUCCCGCUUUCCAUCACCCCGCCCCAUUCUCCCGCUUUCCAUCACCCCGCCCCAUUCUCCCUCCUUCCAUCACCCCGCCCCAUUCUCCCUCCUUCCAUCACCCCGCCCCAUUCUCCCGCUUUCCAUCACCCCGCCCCAUUCUCCCGCUUUCCAUCACCCCGCCCCAUUCUCCCUCCUUCCAUCACCCCGCCCCAUUCUCCCGCUUUCCAUCACCCCGCCCCAUUCUCCAGCUUUCCAUCACCCCGCCCCAUUCUCCCGCUUUCCAUCACCCCGCCCCAUUCUCCCGCUUUCCAUCACCCCGCCCCAUUCUCCCGCUUUCCAUCACCCCGCCCCAUUCUCCCACUUUCCAUCACCCCGCCCCAUUCUCCCGCUUUCCAUCACCCCGCCCCAUUCUCCCUCCUCACACAUUCACGCACACGGACAACAAGCCGAGUGCAAACCGUAG
Messenger RNA from Closterium sp. Naga37s-1, 3468 nucleotides. NCBI's taxonomy places the organism in Eukaryota, Viridiplantae, Streptophyta, Zygnematophyceae, Desmidiales, Closteriaceae. The record is from the annotation of a GenBank genome assembly.